UUUCAUGGGUUCUUUUUUUUAAGUCGGGUAGUUCAUAACUGCAUAUUAACACGAAUUUAAAAUAUUGCACGCUUGCAAAACGUUUAAUUUACAUACUCCAAUGCCUUUCUUGUACUAAGGCAUGCGCUUUACAUUUCCUUGGCUAUUACGGUAACGUGAGGUAGGCGGACGUUUGCGUCGGAAUGUACCAUUUUGCCAACACACCGGGAAGGAUUUUGUUGUGACAGCGGAGUUACAACCCGGCGGGGGAGACGGUAAUAACAUAGGGUUUUUUCCAGCUUGGAUCAAUAAUGGCCUUCAGCAAGGGAUAUCGUAUUUACCACAAGCUGGACCCACCACCUUACAGUGUCAUAGUGGAAACUAGGGCCAGGGAGGAAUGCCUCAUGUUUGAAUCAGCAGCUGUUGCUGUUCUGUCGGCAGCAGAGAAGGAUGCUAUUAAAAACACAUAUACCAAGAUAGUUGAUGCCUAUGGAAUUCUGGGUGUUCUUCGCCUAAACCUUGGUGACUCCAUGCUCCACAGUCUUGUGGUUGUGACAGGCUGCAGCUCUGUGGGCAAGGUGCAGGAUUCAGAAGUUUUCAGAGUCACGCAGACAGACUUUAUAUCACUGAAGAAUGAUCCAGGAGAUGAAGAACGAAUUGCUGAGGUGCGAAAGGUCCUAAACUCAGGACAUUUUUACUUUGCCUGGUCUUCCACUGGAGUCAGCAUGGACUUGAGUCUCAAUGCACAUCGAAGGAUCAUAGAAGACACUACAGAUAACCGCUUCUUUUGGAAUCAAUCUCUGCAUCUGCACCUAAAACAUUACGGUGUAAACUGUGACGACUGGCUGCUGAGGCUGAUGUGUGGUGGUGUGGAGAUCAGGACCAUCUAUGCAGGCCACAAACAAGCCAAGGCAUGCAUCUUCUCACGCCUAAGCUCAGAGCGUGCCGGCACGCGAUUCAAUGUCCGAGGAACAAAUGAUGAUGGACAAGUGGCCAACUUUGUGGAAACUGAGCAGGUUAUUUUCCUGGAUGACAAAGUCUCAUCCUUCAUACAGAUCCGUGGGUCCAUUCCUCUUUUCUGGGAACAGCCAGGAAUCCAGGUUGGUUCUCAUCGUGUCAAACUCUCAAGGGGAUUUGAGGCAAAUGCGCCAGCAUUUGAAAGACACUUUACUGCACUGAGGCGGUUGUAUGGUAAGCAGGUGAUAAUCAACCUGCUUGGAAGUAAAGAAGGGGAACACAUGCUCAGCAAAGCGUUUCAGAGUCACCUGAAAGCAUCAGAACAUUCUUCAGCAGUGAAAAUGGUGAACUUUGACUACCAUCAGAAUGUGAAAGGUGGAAAGGCAGACAAACUUCACAGUGUCCUCAAGCCCCAGCUCAGCAAAUUCGUAGAAGAGUGUGGUUUCUUCUACUAUUCUGGAGAAACUGGGAUAUUAAGGACUCAGGGAGGGACUAUGAGGACCAACUGCCUGGAUUGUUUGGAUAGAACCAACAGUGUCCAAGCUUUUUCUCUCGAGAUGCUGCCUAAGCAGUUGGAACAAAUGGGUUUGACAGAGAAACCACAGCUGGUGGCCAGGUUUCAAGAGGUUUUUAGGACCAUGUGGUCCGCUAAUGGUGACUCCGUCAGUAAGAUCUACGCAGGCACCGGGGCCCUGGAUGGCAAAGCCAAGGCGGGGAAGCUGAAAGAUGGAGCUCGUUCUGUGACUCGGACCAUCCAGAACAACUUCUUUGACAGUUCAAAGCAGGAGGCUAUAGACAUCCUGAGGCUAGGCUCCACACUCAACAGUGAUUUGGCAGACAAAGCUCGGGCUUUGCUCACCACUUCCAGUCUUUAUGCAUCUCCAAGAGUAUUGUUGGGAAUGUGUCAGAACUACCAUAAAUACACAAUGCCCAAGCAGAUUCGUGUUUGCAUCGGUACCUGGAAUGUCAAUGGGGGUAAACAGUUUCGAAGCAUUGCUUUCCGCAACCAGACACUCAACGACUGGCUGCUGGAUGCUCCAAAGAAGGCGGGACAUCCUGAGUUCCAGGACAGCAGAACAAACCCCAUAGAUAUCUUUGCCAUCGGUUUUGAGGAAAUGGUUGAACUGAAUGCGGGAAACAUCGUCAGCGCCAGUACUACUAAUCAGAAGCUGUGGGCAGCUGAGCUCCAAAAAAAUAUCUCACGGGACCACAAGUAUGUGCUGCUUGCCUCAGAGCAGCUGGUGGGAGUGUGUCUUUUUGUUUUCAUCCGCCCACAGCAUGCACCAUUUAUCAGGGAUGUAGCUGUUGAUACUGUAAAAACUGGAAUGGGUGGUGCCACAGGUAAUAAAGGAGGUGUGGCAAUCCGCCUGUUGUUCCAUACCACCAGCAUCUGCUUCGUCUGCUCCCACUUUGCUGCCGGCCAAUCACAGGUCAAAGAGAGGAAUGACGACUACAAUGAGAUCACACGCAGACUCAGCUUCCCCAUGGGUCGUCUGCUGUAUUCACAUGAUUAUGUGUUCUGGUGUGGAGACUUUAACUAUCGUAUCAGUCUGCCUAAUGAGGAAGUAAAAGAUCUCAUCAAGCAACAGAACUGGGAUGCCUUGACAGCAGGGGACCAGUUGUUGGAUCAGAAGAAUGCCGGUUUGGUCUUUCGAGGUUUUAUUGAGGGAAAAUUAGAUUUUGCCCCCACCUAUAAAUAUGACCUCUUCUCAGAAGACUAUGACACCAGUGAGAAGUGCCGCACGCCCGCCUGGACUGACCGUAUACUUUGGAAGAGGAGAAAGUGGAACUUUGACAAAACAGCUGAGGAGAUGAAUAUAGUAGGAGCAGCUUCUUCAUCUAGAGAUAGUGAUGAUGAUGUAGAACAAACCUGGAGCCCUGGCACUUUAAAGUACUACGGAAGGGCUGAGCUGAAGACCUCAGACCACAGGCCUGUGGUGGCAGUGAUAGAUGUGGACAUCCUAGAAGUGGACCCAGAGGCUCGGCAUCAGGUCUACAAGGAUGUCAUUGCCCGACAGGGGCCUCCAGAUGGCACCAUUCUAGUGUCACUCUGCACCUCCGGGCCUGACGACUACUUUGAUGAUGCACUCAUAGACGAGCUGCUAGAAAAGUUUGCUAAUUUUGGAGAAGUUAUCCUCAUUAGGUUUGUUGAGGAGAAGAUGUGGGUGACUUUCUUGGAAGGGUACUCUGCUCUGGCUGCUCUGUCUCUCAGUGCUUCCACUGUCCUUGGCAAGAUGAUUGAUAUCCGUCUGAAGAGUCCAGGCUGGAUCAAGAGUCUGGAGGAAGAGAUGAGUGUGGAGAGGAUCUGUGGAAGCAUUCCCACAUCUGCCAGCUCCACCCUGCUUGCUGAAGAUACAGACAUGGGUGAUGAUGAUUACGACAUGGAAGGUGAUGUGGACGAGGAGGUUGAGGAGAUCCUUCCUCAGCACCUGCAGCCUGGAGCAGGGACUGGCCCUGGAUCUUCCCCUCUCCCUUCUCCCAGAAGUAGCCCCUGUCCCUCCCCCACCCAUGGAGAACCCGCUGCACCCAGCAGACCUAGCCGUGGAGCACAGCCCUCCCGACCAUCACAAGGCCCUCCUGUUGACUUCCAGCCUGGUGCCCCCACAGCUCAAGGCCUGGAGCCCAAACGUCCACCUCCUCCUCGCCCCAACGCCCCCCCUGCCAGACCAGCACCUCCACAACGCCCACCACCACCUUCAGGUCGAGGGCAGACAGCAGCAGGAGCACCUGGACCAGGAGGUGCUUCCAGACCAAAUAUCCCUCCUCGAGCUGGGGUGAUCAGUGUGCCACCUCAGUCUCGCCCACCACCUCCAUCUCACCCUGGAGCACCAAGGCCCAUUCCAGAGGUGCAUCCCGGGGCCCCUCGCCCUAUUCCAGAUACCCACCCUGGAGCCCCACGACCUGUGCCCAGUGCCCAGACCAAACCAGCUGACCUGCCUCUGGGUCCUCAACCCUCAGGAGCACCUCCUGCAGCUCCACCUGCAGUGAAGCCCCAGGUUUCCUCACCCAUGCAGCCUCCCAUGCAGCCUCAGCCAGCUGCCCCUCCAGCUCAGUCUCAGCUUCCACCUCCAAUGCAGCCCACACUUCCAGCUCCUCUCCAGCCACAGCCAGCGCCAGCCCCUAAAGCAGCAGGUCCAUCUGCUGCACCUGCUGCUGCCGCCCCUGCCGGGCCUCCGCCGAGUUUAGCCUCUCCUAAACCCCCACCACGUUCCCGCUCCUCUCAUGCUCUGCCACCUGACGCUGCCAAGUCUGAGACUGCCCCAGCUGCACAGACAAACGGACUGAAUGGGAUUCAAGGAGAAGCACAAUGGAAGCCCGACCCCUUUGACACACUUACAUCUGAUUUCUUGUCCUCCUCAUCUUCUUGGCACACCACCCAGUCACUGACCAGAGGAUCCUCCCGACGUACGCCAACUGUCUUUUCCUCCACCACUCUCCCAUCAUCCUUCUCCCACCAGUCCUCCACUCUAGCAGAUUUGCAAGCCUUUGAUUCAUCCUCCUCUUCUUCACUCUCCACCCCAUCACCAUUUGCCUCGACGCUGCUCCCACCUCCUCCGGUCCCGUCUCGCAGCCGCUCUCAGGAGACGCUACGGGCCUCCCCCAACCCUUUCUCAGCUGACCCACUUCCUGCCCGACCCAGCAGCACCAACCCCUUCACUGGCCCACUGGUGCAGCAGCAGCAGCGGCGCCCGCUCACACCUGACUUCACUUUUCAGCUUUCGCCUCCAACAGCAAACCUUCAGAGAACUGUGUCUCUUACUCCACCACUGAUACCCACCCCAGCUCAAACAGGAGCCCCUACAGCUGUACCCACCACCCAACUCCAAAGGACCAUGUCUCUGUUUGGACCAUCAUCCAGUCUUAAUCCUGCCCCUGCUUCUUUGCUCCCUCUUGCCCUUAACCCAUCUCCUCCUCCCACUUUACCCAUGGUGGCACCCUCAUCUCUUCCACCUGCUGUCGCGCCUCGACACCAGCCACCUGGCCCAGUAGCAAAGCAAGCUAAGCAGUGGGUCACUUUCGAUGAUGAUUUUCCACCUUCAAGCAAAACUUCACAAAACCCAGUCUUUCCUUCCAGUUCCCUCAUGCCCCAAACUCAGAUGCAGCCUUCCAGUUCUGUGUUUAAUUUAGAACCAGAGUGGUUAUCUUCCAUGCCUGCAGCAAUCCCGACCCUCUCUCCUCCCAUCCCAAACAGAACUGCAACCAGUAACCCAAAGCUCCCAGAGGGACCCAGUGGCAACGGCUUAUUCCCCAGGGAUUCAAUGGAAAGAUAGAAUCACAGUUCAUAUGUAAAGGGCAUAUCCAGAUAUGUAUAGAUCUAUGAUAAAUGUGUAUAUGUGUGUAUGUACAAAAGAGACAGUAUUUAAGAAGUAUAGACCAAUUCCCUUCUGAAUCACAGGAAAGGCUUUGUACCUCGAGCAGUACGAUGACAAGAGUAUGAGCCCAAAAGUGUGUUGUUGACUUUACCUUCCCGGAUAUUAACACUUAUUUUACUAAGAAUCAUUCUGAUGGUUAUUUUUUAUUCAUGGCAGCAAACAUGUGCCUGUGUCUACAGUAUGUUAAUCAAAGUAUAUCUAUACGCACAAAUCAUUUGUGUAGUCACUUGUGCAAUAUCGAAAUAUUCCUUGGCUGUGCACCACGCUGCAUUUGCCUGCAAAGUUUUACCUAAAUCUGUGUAACUUUUAAAAUUGCACACCGUGGUUCAUAUCCUUCAUUUUGAACGAGCUCCUCGCCAGAGUUGAUGCUAAUCUACUUUUCACAGUAUCGUCACAGAAGGUUACGCACUGCAGGUUUACAUUUGCCCCGAUGUUUGCUGCUGUCCGCAGCAGUUUUCUUUGAUUUGCAAAUAUAGUUAAUUGUAAGUUUUAUUUCUGUUCUUUUGUAUGUGAGAUAAAAAUUGAAGCAUUA
Molecule: messenger RNA, 5841 nt
Organism: Oreochromis aureus
Lineage: Eukaryota; Metazoa; Chordata; Actinopteri; Cichliformes; Cichlidae
Gene: synj1
Product: synaptojanin 1
Biological process (GO): phosphatidylinositol dephosphorylation; synaptic vesicle endocytosis
Molecular function (GO): phosphatidylinositol-4,5-bisphosphate 5-phosphatase activity; nucleic acid binding
Source: RefSeq, a predicted model, not a curated record